Molecule: messenger RNA, 1428 nt
Organism: Penicillium daleae
Lineage: Eukaryota; Fungi; Ascomycota; Eurotiomycetes; Eurotiales; Aspergillaceae
Exons: 2
Coding region: 1-1428 (475 amino acids)
Biological process (GO): amino acid transmembrane transport
Cellular component (GO): vacuolar membrane
Molecular function (GO): amino acid transmembrane transporter activity
Source: RefSeq, a predicted model, not a curated record
AUGAAUCACGACGAGAUAUCAGCGAACGCCAAUGCGGGCUCUAACACGGGGGAGCGCAAGGUGCAGCCAAUUCCGCCGCUGGACGAGAGGGAUAUCAAGCUGGGGUACAUGAGCGAGGCCGACCGCCAUGUCUACGAAAGUGGUAUUCAGAAGUUCAGUCGUCUUGGGUGGAAGCGACUUACAGUCGUGCUCAUUGUCGAGGCUAUCGCAUUGGGUAGUUUAUCGAUUCCUUCCACGUUCGCUACACUUGGCAUGGUUGCCGGUGUUAUUUGUACUGUUGGACUCGGUCUAGUCGCCAUUUAUACCAGUCAUAUCAUUGGACAGGUCAAGUUGGCCUUUCCUGAAAUUACCAGUUAUGCGGACACAGGUCGACUCAUGGGCGCACGUCUGGGUUGCCCACGUUUUGGUUAUGAAGUGAUGAGUGGAAUGCUUGCUCUUCAAUUACUAUUCCUCACUGGGUCUCACUGUCUCACUGGAACCAUUGCGUUCUUGAAUAUCACAAAAAGUGAUGUCUGCUCUGUGGUGUUUGGAGUAGUCUCUGCGAUUAUUCUGCUAUUGCUCGCAGUGCCUCCUAGCUUUACCGAGAUGGCUAUUCUUGGUUAUGUCGACUUUGCCUCGAUUAUCAUCGCGAUUGGUAUUACUGUCAUCGCUACGGGUGUUGAUGCACACCACUCUCCCGGUGGUCUUUCCGGUGUCAACUGGUCUGCUUGGCCCAAGGAGGAUAUCUCCUUCUCCGAGGCCUUUGUAGCAUUGACGAAUAUCGUCUUCGCGUAUAGCUUUGCCCUUUGCCAAUUCUCGUUUAUGGACGAAAUGCACACUCCUCGCGACUACGUCAAGUCUAUUUGGGCACUCGGUAUUACGGAGAUCGUGAUCUAUACCCUCGCCGGUGCCUUGAUCUACGCAUUUGUCGGACAGGACGUGGGCAGCCCUGCUCUUCUCUCGGCCGGUAGCUUGAUGAAGCGGGUGGCAUUCGGCAUUGCUUUACCCGUCAUCUUUAUCAGUGGGUCUAUCAACACCGUGGUGUUCGGCCGUCUUGUCCACGGUCGUAUCUUCGCCGAUUCUCAUAUCCGCUUUAUCAAUACAAAGAUGGGAUGGUUGACGUGGCUUGCUGUUAUUACUGCUGGCACGAUUAUUGCAUUCAUCAUUGCCGAGGUCAUUCCUUUCUUCAAUGACCUGCUUUCCAUUUCCUCGUCGCUGUUCAUCUCUGGGUUCACUUUCUAUUUCCCUCCCAUGAUGUGGGCAUUGCUCCUGAAGAAGGGGAAGUGGAGUGAGCCUAAGAACAUCAUGCUUGGUCUUGUCAACUUGGGCGUCUUCCUUAUUGGUAUGAUCACGCUUGUGGCUGGAACAUACUCCAGUGUCGAUGAUAUUAUCAACAAGUACAAAGCCGGUACUGUGCAUGGUGUAUUCACAUGUGGAUCUCCAGAGUAA